Lachancea dasiensis is the source of this 978-nucleotide messenger RNA. The record is from the annotation of a GenBank genome assembly. Lineage: Eukaryota; Fungi; Ascomycota; Saccharomycetes; Saccharomycetales; Saccharomycetaceae.
AUGGAUGAUGAUGAAAAGAAGGAUAUGUGCCCGAUCUGUAAGACAGAUCGGUAUUUAUCUCCUGAUAUGAAAUUUCUAGUGAACCCUGAGUGCUAUCAUAAAAUCUGUGAAUCAUGCGUGGAUCGUAUCUUUAGCUUAGGACCAGCACAGUGCCCAUACGAAGGUUGCGACAAGAUUUUGAGGAAGAACAAGUUUAAGACACAAGUUUUCGAUGACGUUCGUGUGGAAAAAGAAGUAGACAUCCGAAAACGGGUGUUUAAUGUAUUCAACAAGACGCUCGAUGAUUUCGAUGGGGAUUUGCCAUCUCACAAUAGGUAUUUGGAGGAAGUAGAGGACAUUGUCUACAAUUUGGAUAACGGCAUCGACGUGGCAAACACGGAAGAAAAACUGCGUACCUACGAGGAACUGAAUAAACAGUUGAUUAUGGCGAACAUGAAGCGCAGUCGGCAAGAUCUAGACAAUUUUGAACAGAGACAAAAGUUCGAGAAAGAAAUGAAAUUGAGGAAGAGACAAUUGGAACGUCAAAUUGAGGAAGAGGAGCUUGCGAACCGCGAAUGGGCGCGCAAAGAGAUCGUCAACCAGCUUUCCACCGCAGACGAUCCUGAUGAUGUGAUUGCACAUGUGAAGAAAACCGUGACGCUGAAAAAGUCGUCUGCGAGACGGAAACUGGAGGAGCUCAACAAGGUUUUGAAAAACAACCCUUACAUGACUGUAUCCAACGGCCAGAUGAAGAAGAAGGAAAACGUACCUUUCACGCCUUUCAACGGUGAUCGCGAUUUACACAAGCGUUACGUUCUAUCAGAAGCACACUACGAAGACCCGUUUAUCAAGAGUCUGCAGACCAAAAAAGAAUAUAUUGCAUCGGGUUUCCGCGCAGAUUAUGUGUACGACCGAAUGCUAACAGAAGCAUUCAUGGGUCUUGGUUGCAUAAUUGGCGAAGAAUUGCAAAGCCCUUUGCCCAACAGUGUUCCGGGAUAG